CUUAUAUGAUUUCCAUGAGUAGAUUUUUGAGGGGGCGUAAUUCAGUUCUCACUUUCUUUAGCUUAUUAAAUACAUUCAAUAAUUUCUUCUACUGCGAUUUUAUUUAUUAGUAAAAACAAAUUGUGCCACUUUAAAUUUAGAUUUAUCUAUCGAGAACGAUUAUAUCGACGAAAAGAAAGUUAUAUAAAAAUUAAGUACUCUAAAAACUUGUGAAUUUUUCCAAUUCACUAAAACUUUAUGCAGUCGAGGGGUUUAGGUUAGGAUAAAUUGGUUAUUAUGAACAACAUGGAGACAAUGGAUGUCGAAAAUGUUGCUGGAAAUCCAUAUCCAAAUAAGAAAACUCAAAUGACAAAAUUAACAACUUUCAUUGUUCUAUUUCUAUCAAUUCUGGUCAUGGCUUUAGUGACAAAAGUGAUCGUGUUACAGAUAAACUCGACUAAAUUUCAGCAUAUUCUUGCCAACAGUAACUCACUUCUAGAUCGAAAUUGUCCCAGAAAUGAGGAAAAUGUCGAUGGACAGGGCCCAUCUUUAGCUCCAAACUUUUCGGUUUUGGCCGUGGAACAGCUACUGUCAUCCCUGAACGAGUCGGUGGAUCCGUGUGAAUUUUUUUACAAUUAUGCGUGCCAGGGAUGGAUCAGUGGGCAAAGCUUCACUAGUACCGCUCCAGACGGGAAAACAGUCAUAAAUCUAAAGGGUCAACUUUCCAUGGACUCAAUCACUGGCGAAAGAAAUACGAGAUUGAUAAGAAAUUUUCUCGAUAAAAUGGUGUACACUCCGAACAGAACGGGAGAUGGAGUAGAAAAUGAACUAAAGUCCUUUUACGAAUCAUGCAUUCAAUUGAAGAAAAACUCGUCCAUAAUUCACCCUGUUACCGGAAGGUUAAUAAAAUGGAUGUUUUUACGGCAAGAAUCAUUUCUCUCCCUUCAAAACGUGGUAGUUAAAUUAGUUACGUUGGGCGAAGAUGAUCCGAAGCAUAACUCAAUUCCAUGCACAGAACUGGCCAAAAACCUUUUUCCUGAAGUAGUUGGAAAACUCUUUGUUGAAAACCAUUAUUUGAAUGAUAACCUAGCUUUCAGUGUUCAGCAACUACUUUUGCAAAUUAGAGAUACGUACCUUUCUCACCUUGACGUUGUCUACAGUCCGUGGGUUGAUUUCCAAUCUUGGCUGGAACUUAGAAGACGCAUUAAUUCCGCAAAAAUCAUGCAAGGCUACCCGACCGACAUUAUGGACAGCAUUUGGGUGGCCAGUGUUUAUGCUAAUGUGACAAUAAAUAAAAAUGUGUCGCACUUCAUAGUCAACUUGGUGCAAUUAAUGGAUCUCAGAGAGAUGCGGAAGCAAACGCUGGGAAUGGUAACGAUGAACUAUUUUGACAACAUUCGAGACGUCGCUGCCAAUUAUCUGCCAUCGUGGGACAUGCUGUUCAUAUCUGCAGGAUAUGCACAAUUUCCCAUAUAUCACGAGUCAUUUCCGGACGUCUUAAAAUUCGGGAGGUUGGGAUUUAUUAUUGCUCACGAAUUUGGGCAUGCCUUAUCCGCAUAUAUUCGAACCAACGAUCAAUCAAGGGGUGAACUGCCAUUCGGUGCUUCAAACGCAACUUACCAAAAGUUUAUCGACAAGCUAAAUUGCAUUGAGAACGAGUAUAACACUUAUCAAAUUCCAUUUUCCUUUCCACAACGAAAUACUACUCAUGCACUAACCUGGAAUGGAAGUUUGACACUGGAAGAAAAUUUUGCGGAUUUUAUCGCACUGAAAAUCUCAUUCAGUGCGUUCAUGAAAGAACACAAGAGAACGCACGGUUCUCAAGUAAAUCAUGAAAUUCCAGGGCUCGCCCGGUUUUCGAAAGAACAAUUGUUUUUUAUUGCAAAUGCUCAACACUGGUGCACCGCUUUCUCGGAUGAAGUUUUGCAUUACCAAACAUUCAAGGAAUGGACGGAUGCUCACAGUAUAAACCCAAUCCGGGUGCUGGGGCCAUUUAGUAAUUCAGAAGAAUUUGCCACUGCAUUUAAUUGUCCAGUGGGGUCAAAAUACAAUCCACAAAAAAAGUGUACAUUUUAGAAUAAAACAGGACAUUAUUUGCGAAAGUGAUGAAUUUGAGGUAGAGAGUACCAACUCAUUUCCCGUUUUUUAUAUAUUUGAUAAUAUAAACUGUGUAGGAUAUAAGGAGUUUUAAAAUAAACCUAAUUCUGUUAA
This is a messenger RNA of Folsomia candida, 2190 nucleotides long. RefSeq names its product neprilysin-3. Lineage: Eukaryota; Metazoa; Arthropoda; Collembola; Entomobryomorpha; Isotomidae. Gene Ontology annotation, biological process: protein processing. Gene Ontology annotation, cellular component: plasma membrane. Bases 277 to 2055 code for a protein of 592 amino acids. The transcript has 7 exons. The record is from RefSeq and is a predicted model, not a curated record. Gene Ontology annotation, molecular function: metalloendopeptidase activity.